AUGGAUACUCGCCUCUUCAAUUUGCGGCUGGACGAAAUCCUUGUGCAGUAUGAUUUCGAUCCAGGUGUCAGAGCCCAGAUGGAGAACGGUCAGAGGAAGAUUUUCGAGGAUGCUGAGAACAUUUGGGUGGAAAAAUUAGGAGUUUUCACUGCUGAAUCCAAGCCGCCGCUAGCAGAAUGUCAGCGGCUCUUGUUUUUUCCUCGUCCCAGCGACAUGAAGAUCUAUGCGACAGCUUUGCGGAAGCGACAUCCACAAGACUCGAAAGCUUAUGAACGUGGAGACUAACUAUUUUUCUAACUCUAAGACAAAGACUAAGACAUGGACAUGCACACUUCAUAUAUUAAUUCGUUCCACAACCAUCUCUAUCUCUAUCACGACUUUGCGUUUAGCAGAAUUUUUCGGUUCAUUAUUUUCAUUCGCAAAGGAGGACAAAGGCAAAGCCUGUCCUCUGUCUUCUUGUUCCUCUCUCUAACCUCACCAUCUGACGCGCUUGAAGCUGAUGACUCUAUUCUACAGCUUGCAUCACGGGACGACGCCUUUGCUGGAGGCUUUCGUCUCCUUUGGUGGAUUGAUGAUGGCUGGGGAGUUAAUGGCCUACAGAAAAAAUGCCCACAUCAUGAGCCAAGCAACGGAAAUUUUUCAGUCGGUAUUGAUUUGUGAUGAUCCACUUACAGUGCAUCAAGGGUUUCUCAUGUAGACGGCGAGUCAAUUCCUACACCAAUCGUCCUAUCCGAAGAUUUUUUUUGCGAACAAAAGAAUAACCCUCUCUACUACUUCACGUUCACCAGCUUUUGAUCGCCCCAUACCUUUCUACUUUCUCCUUCAGGCUUUGGUUCUCGAACCUUUGACCAAACUAGCUGGUGAAAUUCAACAGCGGCAAGUGCAAAAAGCUGUGGACUCAAAGGAUUUGUUGUUCAAUCAUCCAUUGUGGCCUCAACUCCGAGAAGUCAUCUUCGAAGGACCUUUCUUCGACAGCAUCACGGAACUUUUGCUCGACACAAGUGACGUCUUCCCGCAUUCGCGCAGCACGGCGUUGAAGCUGUUGGGGUUUGUUUUGCAGGUACUUUAAUAAGUUUCUAUCAAGCAUCUCGUCUUGUUCUAGCUCCUUCUUGCCGUAAACAGAGAACUACAACUACCCCAAUCAUCAUGCUCAUCCAUCAACUUCCACCGUCAACAGGUAAUCUGCCAGCCCUUAUUGAAGCCGUCUAUAAUCUCGCAAGACGAGAGCGAUAAAGCUGGAGAUGAGGAAUGGCGCAAUGUCCGAGUCCCUCCAAAACUUUACUCAAGGAUAGUGCAGUUGCAUGAAGGAGGAUCCCUAAAGCCGGAUGAGAUGGACAUUGCGUUGGAGAUGCUCAACUACCUAAAUGACUGGGACUUCGAUGCAGAGAAAGCGGCUGCCGCCAGAGAAGACGCGGAAGAGGCAGCUGCACUUGAAAGGCUGUACCAGGACAAACUGAUGAAGAAAAUGGAACAAGAAGCUUAUGGAGGAGCCUCAUCAUCUUUGACGAACAAGAACGACAAGUCUUCAGCUGAGAGUAGUGGAAAAGAAGCUUCGUCCCUCUCCACCCUGCAGUUCAUUAAAGAUCAGUUAGUUUCCUUCGAUGAAGUAGCACCAGGAGACGCCGCAUAUCAAGGCGACAAGGGCGGUGACGCCAAUAGUUGCGUUCCUUCAUCUUCAAGCUCGACGAAGACAUCUGACAAGAUUGAGGACCUGUGCAAACGCGAUAUCGAGAACCAUCUUGCAGCUUUUAAAAAAAUGGGCAAUCAGUGCUUCAAGAAGCAGGACUACCCAGAUAGCCGACUUUGCUACGAGCAUGCGAUUGCUGCAAAACCGGGGGCAUGCGACCUCGUACAGGCCUACCGAGUGUAUGCGCUGCAGAUCCCAGACGAGCAGACUUCAAAAGAGGUGGAAUCUGAAGAUCCUGCUUCUAUAGUUUCAACUUGGAUGAAACAACAUCACCUUCAACAUCAUGAACAAACUGGUAGCAGUUUCGAUUUCGCUUCUUGGGUACGAAGAAGUCGUCCCUUCCAUGCUGAAAUGUCGAAGAUUGAGGCGAAUCUCGCGUUUUCAAACCUAAAACUAGGAAACUUCUCCGAGGCCAUCGCUCAUGCAAAAACGGCCACUUUGCUCGAACCAAGCUACGGCAAAGCGUAUUAUCGUCUUGCCGAAGCAUACUACAAUCAGACGAUGGCCGCGAUGAAGGGAGCAGGAAGUAUCGUUAUGAAGAGAGUAGCUAAUGGUGUACUUUUUCAGUUGUCUUCUUUGUAGUUCUCCUAACAACUUUUUUAUCGCUACAAGACGACUAGAAGAGGAUGUAAGUUACUACAGUUUGGUACAGCUAAAGCACAUGCGAUCCCCCCCUACCCCAUCUAACCCACACCGAGUCGACGACCAAGAGGACAAAGAGAAUCACGAUAGUGCUCAAUUAUCUGAGUCCUCCGAGAAAGCUGCUGCUGCGGCAGCGAUUUCAAAAGCUUUGGAGCUGGAGCCCAAAGACAAAGCGAUUGCAGAACUCAAGAAAAAGAUAGAUGGCAUUGCUGCAUGAAUAUUCUGAAUAUUGCCACUGCUGAUGUUCAUGUUGCUCUUGCUGCUGCAAGAUAAGUAAUUAGUAUAAUUAGAUAGAGCUAAAGGAGACUAUCACGUCGCCUGAAAAACCUUAACCUGAUAACGACAAAGAAACAUUAAGAUUAACAUUGCAACAUUUCAGUAUUUGUCGGCUUCAUGGAUACACGUGCACAAUCUGGACGUGCGAGGCGCCAAUAGGCUAAAAAAGGGUUUGUUUUGAUAGCUGAAACUGAAUCUAGAGUUGUACUACUUCUGCAAGGUCCAAGUCUGAAGCGUAGGAGAAAGAGAGAAUAUCUGAUGUGAUAUCAUGAGGAG
Amoebophrya sp. A25 is the source of this 2881-nucleotide messenger RNA. NCBI's taxonomy places the organism in Eukaryota, Dinophyceae, Syndiniales, Amoebophryaceae. The record is from the annotation of a GenBank genome assembly.